Molecule: messenger RNA, 850 nt
Organism: Coffea arabica (coffee)
Lineage: Eukaryota; Viridiplantae; Streptophyta; Magnoliopsida; Gentianales; Rubiaceae
Source: RefSeq, a predicted model, not a curated record
AAAGCUAAAAAUUUCCUCUGUUUCUCAGAAAUGGCACUUUCCCUCUCACAAAUCUCCCCAUCCCCCUCCUCUUCUUCCGUACCAAUUAUUUCACCAAAACUCCACCCCUCAAAGAUUACUUUACCAAUCAAAUCCCAACCCACUUUCACAAAGUUGAUAAACCACAUCCCACUAGUCACCACAGCCAGAAAACCACGCCCCAUAAUUUUCAAAGCAACCCAAGAAAGUACGAACAAUACUAGUACUUCUGAAGCUGAAACAAAAAGCCCAGGAAAUAAACCGGAAUUUGGUGAUAGAGUCACCCCAGAUGGGAAUUCUAGUGAGGGUGAUGAGGUAUCCCAGUUGGGUGCUGAAAUCAAGAAGGCGAUGCAGGAGAGGGCUGAGAAGGAGCAAGAUUUUUUAUGGAGUGGGGUGGCCGAGGAAGUGAAGGAAAUUGAGUGGCCUGCUUUUAAUAAAGUUUUGGGAACUACUGGGGUUGUUCUGGCAGUUAUUGCUGGUUCCAGCGUCGUUUUGCUCACUGUUAAUGCCAUUUUGGCUGAACUUUCUGAUCGGGUUUUUGCUGGAAGAGGCAUCCAAGAUUUCUUUAGUUGAUGAAGAUGGAAGGAUAAGGAACAGGGUAUGGUUAUGGAGUUGCGGUCUAUAGUGGGAGAGCGUCUAGCUUGUUAUCCUGGGGCUGCCUUUUAUUUUUGCGUUUUUUUCCCUAAUACGCUGAGUUUUUGCCUUUGCUUUGGCUCUUAUCUUUCCUUUUUAAAUUGAAUUGUUUGCUCAUUUUUAAUGUGAAUCCUUUACAACCUCAGACUUGUAAUUGAAGCAUUCUAAAUUUGUUCAAGGGCGUUCGCCUCACUCAUCA